Messenger RNA from Lycium ferocissimum, 1155 nucleotides. RefSeq lists its product as uncharacterized. The transcript has 2 exons. The record is from RefSeq and is a predicted model, not a curated record. Lineage: Eukaryota; Viridiplantae; Streptophyta; Magnoliopsida; Solanales; Solanaceae. The coding region runs from base 1 to 1155 and encodes 384 amino acids.
AUGGAUGUGACAAAGGAAUUACCCAUAGAAUUCGAAGUAGUGGAUCCGGAAGGGAAGCUUUUCACCCAGUAUGUGAGCUAUGAUUGGAGACCUCUAUUUUGCAAAUCAUGCCUAUCAUUUGGCCAUGAAUGCAAACCUGAGCCUAAAGCACCACCAAAGAAACCUCAGGAGGAGGCACAUACCAAAAAGCAGGUUCCACAAGUUAGAGGAGGAUAUAAGGGAAAUGUAAAUACAAAUUUACAGUGGAUUGGAAAGCAGCAGACCACCAAGGAGCCUGCUAAUGUUGAUAUAGGGAAAGCUAAGCAGCAUAAACAGAACCAGACUCAUCAGCAAAAGGGAAAAGAGAAGAAUGAACCAGCAAACAAGCAAGUGACAAUCCUUUCAAGGGAACCUGGUACUAAUGCCACUCCUAAGACUACUAAUAUUACAUCUAGUAUGUCAUAUGCUGCAGUGGUACAGCAUGGGAAACCAAUUUCCUUUGCUAUGACAAGAAUGGAACCAAAAUUUGCAAGUAGUGUAGCAGUAAUAGCUAGAGGCUGGAAACAUGCUAAUAACUACUCCCAGGCUCCAAAUGAAAGGAUAUGGCUGCUGUGGAGGGGGGAAGAUGUCUCUGUAACAGUCCAAGAAGUUCAUGCUCAAUAUAUUCAUUGCCAGAUCAAGGAUAGACUUUCUCAGUUUCAUUGUGCACUAACUGUGGUGUAUGGUAGCAAUGAUAGCAAUGAGAGGAAAGCAUUAUGGGAUGGGUUAGUGCGGUCUGUUCGUAUCGUUACCUUUCCUCGGUGUAUGUGUGGGGACUUUAAUUCCCCUUUGAACUAUGAAGAUAGAGUGGGAGGUCAACCAGUUGCUGAUCAGAAGGUACAAGAUUUCAGAGAUGUUUGUCACAAUUUAAAACUUACAGAUAUGAAAUCAACUGGAAGAUUCCUAACUUGGACCAAUAGACAUAUAUGGAGUAAGAUUAACAGAGCAUUAUGUAAUCCUGAAUGGAUGAUUCAACGUGGUAUUAUCACAGCAAAAUUCUUGGAGAACCACUUUUCAGAUCACUCUCCAAUUCAUAUGGAGCGUGUAGUAACUACAGAAACAAGAAGCAAACCAUUCAGGUUUCUUAAUGUACUAGCUGAAAAUGACCAGUUCUUACAAUUAGUGGAAAAUUGUUAG